Molecule: messenger RNA, 811 nt
Organism: Dothidotthia symphoricarpi CBS 119687
Lineage: Eukaryota; Fungi; Ascomycota; Dothideomycetes; Pleosporales; Dothidotthiaceae
Product: ARP23 complex 20 kDa subunit
Exons: 5
Coding region: 36-545 (169 amino acids)
Biological process (GO): Arp2/3 complex-mediated actin nucleation; actin filament polymerization
Cellular component (GO): Arp2/3 protein complex; actin cytoskeleton
Molecular function (GO): actin filament binding
Source: RefSeq, a predicted model, not a curated record
UCCGGGUUUCGAGCCAUCCUCGAGCUUCUGCUGCAAUGUCCCAAUCACUGCGUCCGUACCUGCAAUGCGUGCGCACGUCGCUCACAGCUGCCCUCUCCCUUUCCAACUUCGCUUCCCAAGCCUCCGAACGACACAAUGUCCCCGAAAUCGAAGCUGCGAGCUCUCCCGAAGUCAUCCUGAACCCGCUUACCGUCUCGCGAAAUGAGAACGAGAGGGUGCUCAUCGAGCCCAGCAUCAACAGUGUGCGGAUAAGCAUCAAGAUCAAGCAGGCAGACGAGAUUGAGCAUAUCCUGGUGCACAAGUUCACGCGUUUCCUGACACAAAGAGCCGAGUCGUUCUUCAUUCUGCGGAGGAAACCAAUCAAGGGUUACGACAUCUCGUUCCUGAUUACGAACUUCCACACCGAGGAAAUGCUGAAGCACAAGCUGGUUGACUUCAUCAUCCAGUUCAUGGAGGAGGUCGACAAGGAAAUAUCCGAGAUGAAGCUCUUCCUAAACGCACGAGCACGUUUCGUAGCUGAGUCUUUCCUUACUCCAUUUGAUUAAGCAUGCAUGUUGAGCGAAUACUGCACAUUCUGGCGCCAGGGCGAAGGAAAUAGCUACUUUUCACCACAAUUAUUAGAAGACCGAGGUACCCACAUAAAGACACUUCUAUCCAAGAUAGCCUGUGUGGAUGAAAGCCUAGGUCUGCACCAGUAUCCAAAUAAAAAGAACUGCUCUCCACAAACCUUCUCUUAGCUGCCAAGCGAUGUAAGUUAACUUGAGACUUGGAAAUAGCAACUCGCAGGUCAUUCUUUCCAAAGUAACAGAAC